AUGUAUGGGGGAUUAUUUAAGGGAACGGAUUGGAGAGGUGUAAAGGAAGUCUUUAUCAAUGAAGGAAGUGGAUGGGCGGAAGCCACGAAAGCUGUUCAGAAGGUGGCCGAUAUGGCAGAAGCAAAUGGCGUGGACUUUGUCGAGGGAGAUGUGGAAAACCUUGUCUUGACAUUGAAUGGUGAUUGCCUUGGCGUAUUGACGAAGGAUGGCAGGACUUUCCGCGCCGAUAAGAUCAUAUUAUCAACUGGUGCGGGUACAGCAAAGUUGCUUGCAGAUUCCGCACCACAAAUGCACCACAUUCUAGCUGGGGAUCGAAUUACCGCAGCUGCAGUUGUAUCUGGCCACGCCAAGUUGAGCAAGGCUGAGUAUGAAAGUAUCAAACAUAUUCCGGUGUUUGAUCAUGCAGUUGGAGAAUUGUUAGGCGCUGUACUUCCUCUUACCGCCGAUAGUAUACUCAAAUUCUACGUGGAUGUCACCCUGAAGAAUACAAGACUUCAUGAGAGCUCCGGAUAUAUGAUUUCUGCUCCACCUAAUGAAUCUGAUCAAGCGCAGAAUAAUUUUCUCAAGAGUUUGCAGGAGGAAUGCGACCGAGUAAUGAAAGGUAUCUUUGGCAAAAUUGCUGAAGAUUUUAAAUUCGAUUCUUUCCGCAUGUGCUGGUAG
Molecule: messenger RNA, 660 nt
Organism: Sclerotinia sclerotiorum 1980 UF-70
Lineage: Eukaryota; Fungi; Ascomycota; Leotiomycetes; Helotiales; Sclerotiniaceae
Exons: 2
Coding region: 1-660 (219 amino acids)
Molecular function (GO): saccharopine oxidase activity; flavin adenine dinucleotide binding; sarcosine oxidase activity
Source: RefSeq, a predicted model, not a curated record